GAGGCGUUCGUGCGUUUAUGGACUGGUAUACCUAAACAAAGCUGUGGCUCCAGAAUUUCUGGAAGGAAAGGGGAAAUGGAAAAGUAGUUUAUAGAUGUCGCGCCUGUUACCCUCAUCUACAAGGUAGAAAAAGGAUCCUCCUUGCCCAUCAAAUUAACCCCAAAGAUUCUCAAUUUCAUUGUCCCAUUUCCAGAAGCUACCUGAAUGGAUUUGAAUUCCUCGUCUCCUCAAACCAUCCCUGUCGUUUCCACAUUUUCUUCUCCCUUUGACCAAUCUCCGCCGGUCAAGGACCCCAAUUCAGCUUCCACCCGGAAGCCAAUAAGUCUGUGGCCCGGAAUGUACCAUUCUCCGGUGACCACUGCUCUCUGGGAAGCAAGGUCCAAGAUCUUUGAGGGACUCCUCGAUCCACCAAAGGAUGCACCUCCACAAAGCGAGUUGCUCACUAAAACUCCCUCUCAGAGCAGAACCACAAUUCUUUAUAACUUCUCAUCCGAUUAUAUCUUGAGAGAGCAGUAUAGGGAUCCUUGGAACGAGGUUAGGAUUGGGAAGUUGCUUGAGGAUCUUGAUGCUUUAGCCGGGACUAUCUCGGUAAAGCACUGUUCAGAUGAUGAUAGCACUACAAGGCCACUCUUGCUGGUCACAGCUUCUGUUGACAAGAUUGUUUUAAAGAAGCCAAUUAGUGUCGACAUUGAUCUGAAAAUUGUGGGUGCUGUUAUAUGGGUAGGCCGAUCGUCAAUUGAGAUUCAACUAGAUGUUAUUCAGCCUGCAAAAGAAGAAUCAGAUGAUUCAGAACCAGUAGCUCUAACAGCCAACUUCAUCUUUGUUGCCCGUGACUCCAAGACUGGAAAAGCUGCUCCCGUGAACCGACUUUCACCAGAAACUGAACUUGAAAAGUUUCUUUUUGAAGAAGCUGAAGGUAGGAGUAAUUUGAGGAAAAGGAAGAGAGUUGGAGAUAGAAAGGAAUUUGAAAAUGGAGAGGUAAACCAAUUGGAAGCUCUCUUGGCUGAGGGGAGAAUAUUCUGUGACAUGCCAGCCUUAGCAGAUAGGGACAGCAUUCUUCUCAAGGAUACCUGCCUGGAAAAUUCUUUGAUUUGCCAGCCACAACAAAGGAACAUCCACGGUCGAAUUUUUGGAGGAUUUUUAAUGCACCGAGCCUUUGAGUUGGCUUUCUCAACUGCUUACACCUUUGCAGGACUAGUGCCUUGCUUUCUAGAAGUUGAUCAUGUUGAUUUCUUAAGACCUGUGGACGUUGGGGACUUCUUGCGCUUCAAGUCAUGUGUUUUAUACACUGAACUUGAGAAUCCUGAUCAACCUUUGAUCAAUGUUGAAGUUGCUGCUCAUGUUACAAGGCCUGAAAUUAGAUCUAGUGAGGUAUCAAAUACAUUUUAUUUUACUUUCACUUUACGUCCUGAGGCAAAGGCCACAAGGAAUGGAUUUAAGAUCAGAAAGGUGGUUCCUGCAACAGAGGAAGAAGCACGUCGAAUUUUAGAUCGCAUGGAUGCUGAUGCUUGAGUUGGUGAGGAAGAAUCAAAUCUGCAGAUAAGAAUAUUUGCUGAACAUUAUAACUCUUCAGCUUCAGGCAAUGCAACCACUGAAUCAGUAUACAUAUUAUCAGCAAUAGAGGUAGAAUUAGCUAUGUCACGAAUUUCUGUGACGCAAGUGGUUUCCACCAUAAGUUUUACGGAUUUAAGGACCUCAUGUGUCUACAAUAAAUUACAAGCCUUACAUUUGCCCUGACUGAAAUACAUAUGCAUUGAAGUGCUUUAACUUAGCUCAUCAUUAUUCUAUGUAAGAACUUAUGUAUUUUGAUAUUGUUAAAAAUAACUAUUUUGAGGGAUU
Messenger RNA from Rubroshorea leprosula, 1839 nucleotides. Lineage: Eukaryota; Viridiplantae; Streptophyta; Magnoliopsida; Malvales; Dipterocarpaceae. The record is from the annotation of a GenBank genome assembly.